AUGGUAUGGUUUCAAAAUCGACGAGCUAAGUUUCGAAAACAGGAACGUCUGGCGCAGCAGAAGGCGGGCGAAGCACCGGUUAAGGCCGAGGGCAAGAGGGACAAGCCAGGCUCUCCCGCCACGUCGCCACAUCCCGCGCCGCCUACGCAGCCCACACACCACACACUGCCACAUCUAUCGCCGCCCGAUCUUAAACCUAUUACUUCUGCAGCUAACAAAUUAUGCGAUGAGCUUAAUGGCGUCGGUAGCGGGGUCUCCGAGCCACCAGUGAGCGGUGUGGGGAGCGGCAAGUGGACGGGCGGCUGCGGCCUGCUGCGCCAGCCCUCGGGCUUCCCUCUGCUGGGGGUGGCCCCACCCAACUACCUACUCUCCGACCAUCUCGGCACCCUCGCCAAAACGAACAACCAUCUUUUC
This is a messenger RNA of Brenthis ino (lesser marbled fritillary), 414 nucleotides long. NCBI's taxonomy places the organism in Eukaryota, Metazoa, Arthropoda, Insecta, Lepidoptera, Nymphalidae. The record is from the annotation of a GenBank genome assembly.